UGAGAGACCUCAGUUGUUCACGAAGCACUGUCAAUAUUGUUGAAAAGUUAAUUAUAAAUCCGUCAGCCGGUACGAGAGUGAAUUACCAAUUGCAUAAAAUAAAUUAUUAUAUUUUGAAUAACUGUGAACAUUAAAGUGCUAAUAUAAAAAUUAUAUUGUAACGAAAUGGCGAAUCCCAAUCAAGCACCCAAAUAUACACAGCUUUUUAUCAACAAUGAGUUCGUUGACGCUGUAUCUGGCAAAAAGUUUCCAACCAUCAAUCCCGCAACUGGCAAAUUGAUAGUCGAAGUUGCCGAGGGCGAUAAGGCUGAUGUGGACUUGGCCGUGACCGCCGCUAAGAAGGCAUUCCAUAGAAACUCCGAAUGGCGCACAAUGAGUCCACUGCAACGCACCGAGCUGAUGAACAAACUGUGCAGCCUCAUGGACCGCGACAAGCAGGCAUUGGCUAGCCUUGAGACACAAGACAAUGGCAAACCAUAUGCCGAAGCUGUUUUCGAUGUGGAAAUAUCCAUUAUGACGCUGAAGUACUAUGCCGGCUGGACCGAUAAGUAUUUCGGUGACACCAUACCCGCUGGCGGCUACAUUGCAAUGACACGCAAGGAGCCAGUCGGUGUGGUAGGUCAAAUCAUUCCCUGGAACUAUCCAUUGCUUAUGUUGGCCUGGAAGUGGGGACCUGCACUCGCUGUGGGCUGUACGAUUGUGAUGAAACCAGCCGAGCAGACACCACUCACCGCACUGCAUAUGGCCGCCUUGACUAAGGAAGCUGGUUUUCCUGCGGGCGUCAUCAACAUCAUAACCGGUUAUGGGCCCACUGCUGGUGCGGCAAUCUCCAAGCAUCACGAUGUGCAGAAGGUGGCAUUCACUGGCUCCGUUGAUGUUGGACGCAUUGUUAUGCAAGCUGCAGCGCAAUCGAAUUUGAAACGUGUUUCGCUGGAGUUGGGUGGCAAGAGUCCGAUUGUGGUGUUUGAAGAUGCUGAUCUUGACUUGGCGGUGGACAUCACUCACGAGGCGCUUUUCUCCAAUCACGGUCAGAGCUGUUGUGCCGGUAGUCGCACCUAUGUGCACGAGAAGAUCUACGAUAAGUUUGUUGCUAAAGCUACGGCUGCCGCUAAAGCGCGCAAGGUCGGCAAUCCAUUCGAUGAGUCCGUGAAACAGGGUCCACAAAUCGAUGAAGAAAUGAUGAGCAAAGUGCUGGGCUAUAUCGAAAGUGGCAAGAAGCAGGGUGCUAAGUUGCAAUGCGGUGGCAAGCGCAUCGGCGAUGUGGGCUACUUCAUCGAGCCGACUGUGUUCUCCGAUGUUACCGAUGGCAUGAAAAUUGCACAGGAGGAGAUUUUUGGGCCCGUCAUGUCAAUUUUUAAAUUCAGCAACCUCGAUGAGAUGAUUGAGCGUGCUAAUGAUGUGAAGUACGGCUUGGCGGCUGGCGUGAUCACUAACGACAUCAAUAAGGCGAUAAAAUAUGCCAACAGCGUGGAUGCCGGCUCCAUUUGGAUCAACUGCUACGAUGCCGUGCUACCGCAAACACCAUUUGGCGGCUACAAGCAGUCCGGCAUUGGCCGUGAGCUAGGAAAGGAUGGCUUGGAUAAUUACCUGGAGACCAAAACUAUCACCAUGAAGUUGAACUAAGCUUCCGCCCAAAGACAGAUUCCUUUUUUUAUACACAUUUACUUGUAUGUAUGUAUAUUUCAAUAUCAUAUAUUUAUGUAAUACACGCACACAGUGGUUAAAAAGAUUGAAAUAUAUUCGUAUGAAAUCAAUAAAUAAAUAUUUUAAAUAAAAAAUGGGUAAAAUUAAA
Molecule: messenger RNA, 1792 nt
Organism: Anastrepha obliqua
Lineage: Eukaryota; Metazoa; Arthropoda; Insecta; Diptera; Tephritidae
Product: aldehyde dehydrogenase, mitochondrial
Exons: 6
Coding region: 166-1623 (485 amino acids)
Molecular function (GO): aldehyde dehydrogenase (NAD+) activity
Source: RefSeq, a predicted model, not a curated record